Dictyostelium discoideum AX4 is the source of this 618-nucleotide messenger RNA. It is a transcript of the gene tbpA, whose product is annotated as TATA-binding protein. Gene Ontology annotation, molecular function: DNA binding. The transcript is spliced from 2 exons. Gene Ontology annotation, cellular component: nucleus. NCBI's taxonomy places the organism in Eukaryota, Evosea, Eumycetozoa, Dictyosteliales, Dictyosteliaceae. Gene Ontology annotation, biological process: DNA-templated transcription initiation. Bases 1 to 618 code for a protein of 205 amino acids. The record is from RefSeq and is a predicted model, not a curated record.
AUGAGCACCGCAACCACUACAUCUACACCAGCACAAAAUGUUGAUCUUUCAAAACAUCCAUCUGGUAUUAUUCCAACCCUCCAAAAUAUAGUUUCAACAGUAAAUAUGGCAACAGAAUUAGAUUUAAAAGCAAUUGCAUUGGGAGCAAGAAAUGCAGAAUAUAAUCCAAAACGUUUUGCAGCAGUUAUUAUGAGAAUUAGAGAACCAAAGACAACAGCAUUAAUUUUCAAGAGUGGUAAAAUGGUUUGCACUGGAGCAAAAUCUGAAGAUGCAAGUAGAUUUGCUGCAAGAAAAUAUGCAAGAAUCAUUCAAAAAUUGGAUUUCCCUGCAAGAUUUACAGAUUUUAAGAUUCAAAAUAUCGUUGGAUCUUGUGAUGUCAAAUUCCCAAUCAAAUUAGAACUCUUACAUAAUGCACAUACAUCUUUCACCAAUUAUGAACCUGAAAUCUUUCCUGGUUUAAUCUAUAAAAUGAUUCAACCUAAAGUAGUUUUAUUGAUUUUUGUCUCUGGCAAAAUCGUCUUGACUGGUGCUAAAGUUCGUGAAGAGAUUUAUGAAGCUUUUGAAAAUAUUUAUCCUGUACUUUCCGCCUUUAAAAAAGUUAAUGCAAUUACUCAAUAA